AUGGCUGACAAGCUUGAAACUUUAAGAGCUGCAGGAAGAGCAAGCAUGCAAGCGUUAGUUGACAGAGCCCUAGUGCAAGACGAAGUGUCUCGCUUCAAAAGAAUAAGGAUGGAAAGAGGUGGAUAUUUCCUAGGGAUUUUUAUUUGUGCACCAAUGGCUUACUUGUUUUGUAAAAAAAUUAUGGAAAUGACUGCUCUUCAUGAAUAUGGGACCAAUGGGCUGACCCAAAUAUUUGUGCAGGGAGCUAAGAAUUAUAGGCAAAUGUAUGCUCCUCAAGUCUGGGCAAAGGAGAAAAAAGUCAGACCUUAUGAGACUGUCCAGUUUGGAAAAAUUCAUUAA
Blepharisma stoltei is the source of this 339-nucleotide messenger RNA. Lineage: Eukaryota; Ciliophora; Heterotrichea; Heterotrichida; Blepharismidae. The record is from the annotation of a GenBank genome assembly.